Molecule: messenger RNA, 5510 nt
Organism: Centropristis striata (black sea bass)
Lineage: Eukaryota; Metazoa; Chordata; Actinopteri; Perciformes; Serranidae
Exons: 4
Coding region: 136-5013 (1625 amino acids)
Source: RefSeq, a predicted model, not a curated record
CCUGCAGUAUUUUUUUAAUUCGUGUUUAAAGUCGGGACUAUUUCUUGCUUAGCGUAACAAUAUUUUCGCUCCGAGAGGUGACGGUUUUGUAACGUGCGUCACAUUCGACCAAUCAGGUAGCCGCGCAGAUCCCAGAUGGCGAUGUCAACAACGUCUAGCGAUGAAGAGGAAAAUACUCUAAAACAUCUAAAACACCUUAAAAAAGUUAGAAAAAAGAACAACAAAAUAUGCUACAUGCAUGUUACGUCUGUACGGAAUGAAGAGGUGAAUGAUUUCACUAUCAGAAGGUGGGAUACUUAUAGAAAUUGUUUGCAACGGUGGCUUUGCUGUCAUAGCGACUCUCAUAAAUUAGCCGAGACAUUUAAAUCCUGUAUUGAUGUUGAAUAUAAAGAUAUUCCUGGUGACGCUGGGUUUCACCCGACUUGUUACCGGCGGUUCAUUGAUAAAAGGCGAUUGGAUUCUGCCGAAAAACGGGCCAAACGGCUGGCUGUGGGUCAAGAUGAGUCUGUGCCAUCGGACAACGCUUCAGGCUCAGGCUCAAGUGACAUUCCACGGAAAAAACUAAGAUCGAAGACGGGCCUGCCUAUCGGUUCUGCUGGCCUCGUGCUCCCUGCCUUUUGUAUAAUUUGCAAGAAAACGGACAAGAGCAUUACUGUGGGAGGCAAACGGCAGAAAGACCAUCUUUCACAAGCAGAAACGCUUUCAGCAGGCCAGUUGAUGAACGCUGCCAGGAUAAAGCAAGACAGUAGCAUUCUCUUGCAUAUUCAAGACAGAGACUGUGUGGCCAUAGGGGUGCGGUACCACAAGUCCUGUUACAGACAGUACACCAGGUUCCUGACAAAGUCUGCUGUAACAGCUAAUGGAACCGCAGACGAAGAAGUAAGUGAACCAACCUUUGAUGCCAGCUACAAGAUAUUCUGCGAGAGGAUCAUCCGCCAAAGGAUAAUUGUAAAUCAGGAGGUGCUGAGAAUGAACCAGCUACGACGAAUGUUUUUAAAUACGGUGCAAAAACAUGAAGAUCGUGAUGCUUCAAACUACAGGCAGGAUAAAUUGAAGAGAAGGCUGACCCUGGACUUUCCCCAACUGGUGUUUCACUCCCCCGGCAAGCGCAACAUCAGCGAACUGGUUUUUGUUGAGACAUUGUCUGCAGAUACGCUGAUAGACAGGCUACCUCAUCCAUCAGGUACAGACACGGAGUCAACUGAACUAAGCCAAGCUGAAAGUGACACUGAACACAUGGCAAGAACAACAGCUGGUCCGCAAACUACUGAGAACACAAGGACACUUUAUAGUGCAGCGCUGAUAUUGAAGCAGCUACUAUGUGACUCUCCCGGUAUGACGUGCCCCUGGCCACCCACAUCAGAUGAUUUAAAUGUGUCUGAUGCAAAAUCUGUUGUGCCACUUGAACUGUACAAUGUUAUUGCUUGGAUUGUAGGUGCAACAGAGGAACCAACAUUAGCCUGUUAUGUUGAUAUUCCAGAAGAUUUGAACCUAAAAGUGAUAUCUGUUUGUCAAGACAUUAUGUAUCUUGCAUCUAAAGGUCGGAGGCAGACACCCAAAUCGUUAUGUCUUGGUCUAAGUAUUCGCCAUUUAACAGGUUCCUCACAAGUUGUGUCACUGCUGAGUGGACUAGGACAUUGUGCUUCAUGGGACACAGUUGUCAGUCUAGACACUAGCCUUGCCCAACUACAACUACUAGAGGGCAGAGACAAAAUCCCAGUUGGAUUCUCGAAGAAGACUCCUACAAUACUGGUGUGGGACAAUAUUGACUUUGGGGAGGAGACACUGUCAGGUCGUGGAACUACUCACCAUACAAAUGGCAUUAUGCUGCAAAGUUCUGUCGCUGAACCUGUGUUAAGAACAAACAGACAACCACUACAGAAGGGAGUGUCCUCAUUCAAAGCACCCCCUAGCACUCCUGUAGAACACUACCAACAGUCUAAAAGACAAGGGCCACAGAACUUGUGUCAUCAUCAUACUAUUCCACUGCAGCUGGAAACAUACAGAUUGAACACCGUGUCUGAAGCCCAAACUGAACUGGCAUAUGUUUUUGUAAAAUACAUAGAUGCUGAACGAUGCACAGUCCCAAGCUGGACAGGUUUCCAUACAUUGCUUCAAGGUGAUGCUACUCUGCAAAAGUCAGCACUGCAUUAUCUUCCAGUCAUUGAGGCUUCACCGACAGAGAUGUCAACGGUAAACACAAUUCUGAAGCGAAGUGUCCAAAUUGCUGAUCGGCUUGAACUGGACCAUAUCGUGUUAGUGUUUGACCAAGCUAUAUAUGCCAAGGCUCAACAAAUCCGUUGGAAAGAAGAAGACUUGACGAAGCGUCUAGUGAUAAGACUAGGCGAGUUUCACACAUGCAUGUCCUACCUCGGUAUUCUAGGGAAAAGGUUUGGAGAUGCAGGACUGCAAGACAUACUCAUUGAGUCUGAAGUGGUUGCCCCAGGAUCCAUCAAUGGGGUGAUCAGUGGUCAUCAGUAUAACCGCAGCAUGAGGGCGCACAAGCUUAUGUAUGAGUGUCUGCAACGCGCCAGGGUAAACACCUUCCUGGACUCUUUGCCACCAGUGGAGAGAGAUGAGUGUUUGGAUGUUAUUGAGGAGAUAAAAUGUGCAUUCCCAGAGGGAACAAUUGAAGUUUUGGGUGCUAAUGACAAAUUUGAAAAAAUCUGUUUUAAGUAUGCAGAAUAUGUGGAAAGGAGAAGUGCAGUCAACCAAACAUUUGCAUUCUGGAGUUCAUACAUCGAUAUGGUUCAAACACUCCUUCUGUUUGUGAGAGCAACAAGAGAAUCUGACUGGCAACUCCACCUGUCAACAGUGCGAUUGAUGAUGCCGAUGUUUUUUGCCUAUGAUCGUGUGAACUAUGCUAGGUAUCUACCUGCAUACUGGCUGGAAAUGGUCAAUUUGCCUGUAACACAUCCUUCUUGCCACAAUGACCUCAGUGUUAAAGGACAGUGGACUGUCCAACGUCAAAGUGUCCAUGGAUUUGCCUCGAUUGCCUGUGACCAGGCUAUUGAGCAAACAUGCAACCGAGAUUCCAAGACAAAAGGUGGAUGGACAGGGAUAACACAGAAUCGAGCUGCAGUUUAUCGCUGGAUAUUGUCCCAAAAUGAAAGGGCUGCUAUAACAAGACAAUGUGAGUCAAUGGCAGGUAAAUCUCCUGAACAACGGAAACGGAAAGACCUUGACAGCACACGGAUCCAUGCUGAUGAAAAGGCUGUGACUAGAAUAAGUUCCACCCUAGAUUCUAUGCUGAACCCUUUCGACACACACCACGAAGGUAUUGUGUGUCUUAGCUCUGGGACAGUAGCAGUUGAAGAAAUCAAGAAGGAUUUGCUCGCAGCUCCAGACAAGGGGGAAAAAGCUGUCAAAGAGUUUAUGGACCAGCGACUUUUGUCAAAAUCUGUCGACAUAUUCGCUCCCAUCAAGGCACUUAAACUGAAAACCUUUAGUGACCAGGCAAAGACGAAGAAGAAAUCUGCAGCGGGCAAGGAUGUGAUUCUACGGGCUGACAAGAAGCUGUUCUCCAGACUGCUCAUAAUAGGCCAGAGUAGAAAAAUUGACCUCAGGGAGAUUCUAUCCUACUCACUGGGAACGGUUUCCUAUCCUCUAGCCAGUACGGAUGGUUCACUUGCCAAAACUAACAAAUCAGCUCUCAUGGAUUUAUUAGAGGCUAAAGGUGGGGACUGCCUAGUUGAUAAAAUCCCAGCAAAUGGAGCUAUUUUGUUCGAUGGCAUGGCGGUCAUACAAGCCCUUCAGUCCAGACCAUCCACCUUUGGAGAGCUCGCUGAGACCAUACUAAAGUACUUAGUCAAGCUUGCUCUGCAGUACAAGUGUGAAAGGGUAGACUUUGUGAUAGACCAGUAUCCUGAAAUGAGCAUUAAAAAUGUAGAACGGUCACAUAGAGCUGUUGGUGGCACACAACAGGUGCAAAUUUAUGGAAGGAACCAGAAGACACCAACUCAAUGGAAAAAGUUUCUAUCUGAUGGAACAAACAAAGCGGCACUGGCUGAAUUCCUCUUUGAUGUGUGGAAAGAUGCUGAUCUAACUGUUGUGGGCAAGGACUUGACUGUAUACAUAGCACAUGGAGAACUGUGUCACUGCUUGAAAGUAACAGAUGGUUCACAAACUGUAAAUGCUGUUAAGGAUCUUGAAUGUGAUCAUGAGGAAUGUGACACAAGGGUGUUCUUACAUGCACAUCAUGCUGCACAGGAACAUGAAACAGUCAUCAUUAAGAGCCCUGAUACAGAUGUGGCAGUUAUUGCUUUAAGUCUGCAGAGAGAUUUUCCAUGUAGCUUGUAUUUCUUAACAGGAGUUGGCAACAGGACAAGAAUCAUUGACCUUGUUAAGGUGUCAACAGCCCUUGGAAACAGUGUGUGUUUGGCACUUAUUGGAAUUCAUACCUUCUCAGGUUGCGACUCCACAAGCGCCUUUCAUGGCAAGGGAAAAAGAAAGACGUUUUCUGUUGCUUGCGAAAAAGAAGAAUACCUGUCUGCAUUUACACAUCUGGGAAGCAGUUUUGAAUUGGACCAGUCAACAUUUGAUGUGCUGAGCAAAUAUGUGUGCCACCUGUAUGGCCAAUCAUCUGCAGAAAAUGUCAACGAUGCAAGGUACAGAGCAUUCUGCAUGGCAUCAUCAGCUUUGCCGGAACUCUCAAUACCCCCUACAAGUGACGCCCUGCACCAACACUGCAAAAGGGCAAACUACCAGGCUGCAAUAAUGAGACAUUCUCUCAAAGGUAAAAUGUCUGCCCCUUCACCCAAUGGCAAUGGAUGGCACAUUGAGGAUGGGGAGUUAAAAGUUACAUGGAUGACUACAAAUCCUGCCCCUGAGAGUGUGUUAAAGGUAGUCCACUGCAGCUGCAAGCAGAGCAGAUGUGAGUCAGGAAGAUGUUCCUGUAUGUCUGCAAGACUGUCCUGUACUGAUUUGUGUCGGUGCCAAAAUUGUGCCAAUAUUUCCAUGGAAACAGAGGAUAUAAGCAUAUGGGAAGAUGGCUCUGAUGAUAGUGAUGGCUAAGAGAUGAACAAUGUCUCCCUCGUUCAGAAUACUCAAAGUCACACUUAAUCAGUUAGUUCUCUAAUAAAAAUGUGAGUUUUUGCCAAAUUUGAGAAAAAGUAUUUUACUAUUUUUUUUGUUACUUAAGUUAAAUACUUAAACAAUUAAAAUAAAAUGUGAGGUUACAGUGCACUUGACCUUAAAACAAUUAUAAUUAUCAUAGUUUGAGUUUGUGCCAAAUUUGAGGAAAAUGUAUCAAAGAAUUCUUGAGAUAUGGCUUUAACAAUGUGCAACGUUAAAACAAAAUAAUACAAAAAUGUAUUUAAAAAAUACUUAAGACCUGCUGUGACAUCAACACAUUGUUUUGUUCAGGUAAAUAUUGUUUUAUACAAUAUUGUGUACAGAUUCUGAACUGUAAUGCAGUUUUUGUUGUAUUAUCCAUUUUUUGGCAUUAUUUGAUAUUUUGAUUGAUGUCAGCCAUUUUGGGCCAAAGUGUUCUUUAUUCUAUUUUAUUUUUU